CUCGGCUGCGGCCCAACCACGUGACCUGGGAGCGUCGCGCGACUUUACACCAGCACGUUCGCUAACGGAUCAGUGACGUCACAACGGUCGCGGGGAGACGUGACCGCCGCUUUUCCCGCCGCCCCGGAAGUGACGCUGACAGCGGCUGAGCGAUGGCGGAGGGUCCCGGAGCCGCGCCGCCGCCGCACGGCUGCCCCGGCACCAGCAGCGCCCGAGCGGGCAGAGCCGCCGCCUGCCAGGGGUGUCCCAGCCAGGGGCUGUGCGCCGCCGGCGGCCCCGCCGCCCCGGACCCGGCUAUAGAAGAAAUAAAGGAGAAAAUGAAAAUUGUGAAGCACAAAAUACUAGUUUUGUCUGGGAAAGGAGGAGUCGGCAAGAGCACUUUCAGUGCCCACUUGGCUCAUGGCUUGGCAAAGGACGAGACUAAACAGAUUGCUCUGUUGGACAUAGAUAUUUGUGGACCAUCAAUCCCUAAAAUAAUGGGUAUAGAGGGAGAACAGGUUCACCAGAGUGGUUCUGGAUGGUCUCCGGUGUAUGUUGAAGAAAACUUGUGUGUAAUGUCUGUGGGGUUCUUGCUCAGUGGUCCUGAUGAUGCUGUUAUCUGGAGAGGACCCAAAAAAAACGGAAUGAUCAAACAAUUUCUUCGUGAUGUGGAUUGGGGUGAAAUUGACUACCUUAUUGUGGAUACACCUCCAGGUACUUCAGAUGAACAUUUAUCUAUUGUGCAAUAUCUAAGUUCCUCGCACAUAGAUGGAGCAGUUAUAAUCACUACUCCUCAGGAAAUAUCACUUCAGGAUGUUCGAAAGGAGAUCAACUUCUGUCAUAAGGUGAAAUUGCCGAUCAUAGGUGUUGUUGAAAAUAUGAGUGGCUUUGUAUGCCCAAAAUGUAAGAUUGAAUCUCAAAUCUUUCCUCCAACAACUGGAGGAGCAGAGAUGAUGUGCCAAAAUUUAAAUAUUUCUCUCCUGGGGAAAGUGCCCCUAGAUCCUCAAAUAGGGAAGAGUUGUGAUCAAGGCCAAUGUUUUUUCUCUGAAAUACCUGAGUCCCCAGCUACUUCAUCUUACAGGAAUAUCAUCCAAAGGAUUCAAGAAUAUUGUGCCCUACACCACUCUCAAGAAAAACUAUCUAACCAAGGAAUGGAAUAAAUGUGCAGUUAAUUAUAGGAAAGCAACGAUUGUCAUGAAUCAAUAGGAAGAAUGUAAAGAUUUGUGCUCCCUUUCUGUAUUGCAAAUAAAUAAUUUUUAAGUUAACGUCCUUGCUUUACAUUCCUGUUCUUGUGUGCGAUCACCAUAAUAUUUGAACAUCUAGUCCACCUGAUGUCUCAAAGCUUUGUUAUAAGUUUAUAGAAAUAAGUCACUUAGUGCAUCAGAGGUGAAAUCUAAACGCAGAAUUUUGUGAUACCUGUAAUCUUGCGUAUGUCGUUAGUGAAAUUAAUCUUCAAAGAUGUUCAAAUAGACUUUCUUCAGAAACUCUUGUAUAUUAAAUACAUAUUUUCAUUGGAACAUUUACCCGAGUCUUUUUUUUAAUUAGUACUUUUUUUACUUAGACAAGUUAACAUUAGUUUCCUUGUUUGUAAUACAAGAAAUUAGAGGGCAAGUGAAAAUUAACUGCAUUUGCCUUCAAAUUAAAAUCAAUAUAAACUUGUGUGUUCGACUGCAGAACAGAAUGAGUUGACUUGAGGGAGCUUGCUGCUUACUUGAUUUAUAGCAAGGAAAUAAGUCAGUGUUCAGGCUUUAUUUUACUUGGUGAAUUAAACUCCUACAAAUAAAUUAAGUGCUGUGUUGCCAGAAAUCCCUCUCAAAUGGGCCUUUCCUCUGCUCUCCUCAACCCAAUCUCUGAUUCCAGACCCCCCUCCUUCAUGACAGAAAUUAGCCAAAGGGAGGAAAGAAAAAGGGGAUGGGUAACUACCCUACUCUGCACUCUCAAGAAGGAUAUUCGCAUCCUGAGUGUUAACAAGUCUUUUGACUUGUCCAAUGGUUAAACCUCCCAAUCUCUGAGAAAUGAGUAGCACAUUCUGUAGGAAAAUUGCAGCUAUCUUUUAUAUUACGCUACUGAAAUUAUGCUCCCUGAUCUAUGUAGUAUGAAUAUCACAGAACUGAGUAUUAGAAACAUCCAGAAAUCAGGAAUCCUCUGGAGGCUUUUAUCUUAAUGACUAAAAUGACCCCAAUCAUUAUCAAACAAACUCUGUAUUAACUUCUCAAACAGAAGCAAGGAAUUAUUUUCAUAGGAUAUAAAGCUAGUCUUUGGCCUGUUUUAAGUAAAAAUUGAAAUUUUCCUUCCUGCACACAUUGCCUUUUUAUGUUAGCUUAUAACUGCAACCAAGGAACUCAUCACUAAAAAUCUGAGUUUGACAUGUUUUGACCACACAAUUCUUUACUCUUGUUCAGACAGAGUUGAUGCUCUAGAAUAGUGUUACUUAAUAAAUGUUGUCUUAUUGCUUAUCCAUUUUUCCAAUAUCAGUCCUCAACUUACACAGUCACCUAGUGGUUAUGUAUUUCCAUAUCCUUCAGGACAUCCAUUCCCUGAAUUUCUUCUUCUCUCUCCUGUAGAAUGAACACAAGAAAUCUAAAGACGAUGUUCUACUAAUCUAACGCUGCUCCAGCAUUAGUAUCUAGAACCUCUACUGCAAUCAUUUCUCAGUUAUUUUUGUUGCCGCCUCUAAUGUACUUUACAAAAUCUUAAUCUUAACUAUUCCAGGGCGGUAACACAAGAGCACACAAUGGGUUUGUUAUAAAACACGUUUGUGACGUUGCACUCCAUAUGCUUUAUGAAAAUACGCUUGGAAUGGGAAUAUAAUGUAACUGGAAUGUGCUUUUAUGCAAAAGGUCUCUUGUAAGGUAUUACAAAGCUUAUAACCUACUGAGUGUGGUCAUCCUAUUUGUAUGUAUGCAUCAGUCUUGUAUCUAAAACUAGAAAUAUGAAGUUAACUCUUAAUGGUGGUUUAGAAUCUUGAUGGCUCCUAUUGACUAGGACAAUUGGCUGUAAAUGGCUGUUUACCUGCAAGCCUUCCUGUGUACGGGAUGAAGAAUGAGGUCUCACAGGACAUCUGACGAGGUCACAUGAUUCUGGAAUCCAUCUUAAACCUGGUGCUUUUCCAUUUAAAAGGAGGGGUGGAAACCAAGAGAGACACAAGAUUCCCGCCUUGUGCCAAAGAGAUAAAAGCAGGUGGAACAGAACAAAGGAGGCUGCCAGUCAUGAGAAAUCCCCUAGUUACCACCUGAGCUGGAACUAACUAACUGUACCAGGGAAAGGAUUGGGCCUAGACUAGGAAGGAGCCUAGUCUGUGAAAGAAGCUUAUUGGAACAUCUCUGAGGGUGAGAUUUACCUGUAUUCAGUUUCUUAAAUGUAUUAGGCUUAGACUUGCGUGUUUUGUUUUAUUUUGCUUGGUAACUUACUUUGUUCUGUCUGUUAUUACUUGAAACCACUUAAAUCCUCCUUUUUAUAGUUAAUAAAAUCACUUUUGUUUAUCAA
Messenger RNA from Malaclemys terrapin pileata, 3465 nucleotides. Its product is annotated as cytosolic Fe-S cluster assembly factor nubp1-A-like. Gene Ontology annotation, cellular component: cytosol. Bases 153 to 1139 code for a protein of 328 amino acids. Gene Ontology annotation, molecular function: ATP-dependent FeS chaperone activity; ATP binding; 4 iron, 4 sulfur cluster binding. The record is from RefSeq and is a predicted model, not a curated record. Gene Ontology annotation, biological process: iron-sulfur cluster assembly. The transcript has 11 exons. Lineage: Eukaryota; Metazoa; Chordata; Testudines; Emydidae.